AUGGAAAAUAAAAUGGAACAAACUUCCCACGAAGGAGGGAAGGCAACCAAUGAAGACUCUAACAUGAAUUCAGAUGAAGAGAAAGAUAAUAAGAACUUCCAAUUUGAAGGAAAUGUUACAAGUUAUCAUAAUGAUGAUAAUGAUUAUAAAAAAGAUAAUUGCAGCUUGAUGCAGGAAGAAAAUAAGUAUAGGAUUUUGUAUAAGCAUAAUUACAAAGUACAUAUACAUAAGGAUGAGUUAAUUCAUAUUCAUUUGAAAAGCAGAUUAGAUAAGUUGAAUGUCAAUAGAAAUGCUGAACAGCGGCUUCUUACAAUUUCUUCAAAUGAGGAUACAUUAACUAAUAACGAAUUAUGUAAUGAUACAUCUUCACAACAAGGUAAAGACGAUACAUCUGUUUUCUUCUCACAGAAGGAUGUGAUGUGUAAUGCAACCCCUCUGGAUGAUGAACCAACUUCAAGCAUCAUCGCCAAUCGAGAUGAUACUUCUUACACUUCGAAUGGCAAAGCAAAUGCUAAUGACAACACAAUCGAUAAAUGUCAAGGUUUAGAUAACAUUCAGAAACAUAUUGAUUCAAUGAAGAGAUUCGAACUUGAAUCGUCUUUUAAAAAUGAUGAUGCUGAAUCUGCAAAUACAAAUCAUGAUGGAAUGAUGAAGAAUUCUCAAUUAGAUGAAAUGGAACAAAUUCAAAUGAAUUCUUACGAAACAUAUUAUCUUCAUAAGGAAAAGAGGGAGAACUUUGAUCCAUUCGAUCAGCAUGACCAUCAUGAAAGUAACAAGGGGAAACAUAGUGACAGAUGUGAAAACCACAUAAAGGAAGAAGGAGAAGAAUCCAAUCACAUUUAUGCAUCCGUGGAAAAAAACCUGUCAAAUUGUAAAACCUCCAAAGUGCAAGAAAAAGACGAAUCCCCAGAGAAAGAGAACAAAAUAAAAAUAAUAGAACUGUACAAGAUGAAACUGGAAAAUAAGAAGAUGCAAACAAAUAGACAAAAUUAUGAGUACAGCAAUAAUGCUUGCUACUCUUAUAAUGCUAGUUAUGACAGAGGUGACAUACCAAGCGAAAGUAAUCAUGAUACAAGAAUAAGAGAAAGAAUUGCACGAAUUUUCAGCGAAUCACCAUCAUCCAAACCGAAAAUAAUAAACGAACUUAAGCGAAGUGAGAAUCGUGCAAGCAGUGAAGAUGGGUUCAGGGCAGCAGAUACAAGUGGAAUCAAACAUGAAAGAAACAGCAAUGGACGAAUCAGCAAUGGACGAAUCAGCAAUGGACGAAGCAGAAAUGGACGAAGCAGCAAUGAACGAAGCAGCAAUGAUAGGGAAGGAGGAGAAAACAAAUCGAGUGGAUCCAAAAACACACUGAAAGAAGGAAGUUUGCUGAGACUUUUUAGAUGUGAAUAUUUCGACACACAUCUACACAUAAGGUAUCUAUAUGAUAGAAAAGAAAUAGGUGUUCAUGAAUAUCUUGUUAAUUCAUUAUAUACACAAAGGAAGUAUGAAGAUAUCCUCUUUUAUUUGCCACAGUUAAGCCAAAUUUCACUUGUACGAUAUGAAUCAUCUUCUCUUUAUCGCUUCUUGCUAUACAAAGCUAGUAAAUCAAUGCACUUUGCUUUGAAAUUAAGUUGGAUUUAUCACUCCAUUGUAGAAGAUAACUCAUCAAAAUAUAAAGAUUUAGCACAUAAAAUGAUGCAAGAAAUUGAAAUGGCAGUUGUUAAUUGUAAACCUUUGAAUAAUAAAUGUAAUAGUGGAAAUGAUAACAAAAAUUCAUAUCUUCUGAAUUUAGCUUACCCACUCUUAUUUAAAAGAAAAUAUAUUAUUAAAAAAAUUAAAACGAAUAAAAGGUUCAAUAAAAUAAAAUUGUAUAAAAAAUGCAUGAACAUUUCUUCCAAUUCUCCUCUCUUAAACGAUUUUAUAGAAAGCAAUCCCAUUGAUUACAGAUUGCAUUCUACUUCUUACCUUCUCAAUAAAUGGAAAAAGGACAUGUCUGUCGGUUCAUCUGGAGGAUAUCCCGCUAUGAGCAGUGUCGUGGGUAGUGGAAGUGGCAGCUGCUUGGGCAGUGCCAAGUUAUCUGAACGUGUUGAAUCCAUGAACCAAAUACAGAAAGACAAUUCCACCGAUGAGCAGCAUUAUGAAGAAAUUAGACAGAAAAGCGACAAUCCGAUUGAAUCACACUUCAUGGGUGAAGGAGGCAAUCGAACAGAACCUCAUUGUGUGAGUCAGAGACAAACUAGGGCAAAAGCAAAAGAAUCCUGCAAAAAAGAACAAUUGAGUAGCAAUAAUCCACCACCAAAGCUUCCCCAAUGUUAUAUUAUAAAUUCAGGGUGCUUGUCAAUAGCAAGAGCUAGAGUGAAAUUACCAAGUACAUAUGCAAAAUUAGGGAAUCCGUUAAGUGCAUCUAAAUUUUUUUUACCAGAUGUGAAUUACAGCUUCAAUAUGAUUGAAGAGCUACAGCAAUUCUUUAUGAAACAAAGAAGAUGUGACUAUUUUAGCUUGCUGAAUAAUUUUAUCAAUUUAACCAUUUCUGUUUCUAAUUUAUUAUCAUCAGAACAAGAUAUAGAUGUACGAAAUGAAUUAUUGAAAAGGUUUAUAUAUUCUUUAAAUAGCUGGAUGAUUAUGCGUAGAUGUGUAGUAGCAGCUUGUGAAAGUAUUUUUGCCAUGACAGGAUUGUGCAUUCCUCUUGAGUGCAUAUCCUCUCCGUCUACAAAUAUCAAAGGGAAAGAAAUCUCCAGAUCCAGUAACUUACAAAUAUUACAUUUCAAUUAUGAUGAAUGUAAAAUAUUUUUUUCCAAAAAAAGAGCUCCUUAUUUGCUUAUGUUCGAAGUUGCAGAUUUGGAUGAAGAUAUUAGUCACAUAUCGGAUAACAUUUUUUACUCGACAAAGACGACAGGUGUGGUGCCACACACCCACCACAGGGGAGAGGAUCCCCAGACACACGGGCAAGUAGAUGCAGAGGUGAAGAAGGAAGACCCAUCUAAUCAAGUAGACCAAGGAGCAUCCAACCUGAGAGACAGAAUAGGGAAAGAAGAAAUACACACCCUCCAGGGGAAGGGAAACCAUUCAGAGAAGAAUUUAUGCGCGAAGAAGGAUCGAUUGGACGAUGGAAAGAGCAGAUCGUGGGACGAUGAAGAGAGAGUUAGUGAGGAAGAUUCAAAGAAGAAGAAAAAAAAAAAAAAUACAGAAAAUGGAGAAAAUGGAGAAAUUGGAAAAAAUGGAGAAAAUGGAGAAAUUGGAAAAAAUGGAGAAAAUGGAGAAAUUGGAAAAAAUGGAGAAAUUGGAAAAAAUGGAGAAAUUGGAAAAAAUGGAGAAAUUGGAAAAAAUGGAGAAAUUGGAAAAAAUGUGCCAAAUGGAUCAAGUGGAGAAUCCAAAUCCGUGAAGCAGAAAAGGAAGACCAACUCGUAUGUAGAUCUGAACUCCUUAAAAAUGGAAGACAUUUACGUGUACAAUUGUAUAGUGAACGAUUUGAGAAAAGAAAAUUUAAUUUCAUUUCCAUCCAGGGAAGAUGACAAUAUUUCUAUUAUAAGAAAAUGUAUAGGUAUGAAUGCUGACGACUGUGAUGAGGGAGAAAUGAGCGAAGAAGAACCCAACGCAGGAGAAGCGAGCGAGGGAGAACCCAACCGAGGAGAAACUUCCAGUGGAGAAACUUCUGAUGGAGAAACCCUCGAUGAGGGGAACUGUGUUCAUUUGGACGGACGAGGAAGAAGUGAUUGUUCAGAUGAAGGAAAAUCUCAUCAGGCACAAAAUUCUAAGAUGGAAAAGUUUGGAGAUAAAAAACAUGGACAAAACAAGAACUAUUUGCAGGCAUAUCGAUCCGUAUCUAUGCCAAAUUACAUUAAUAGCUCUCUUGAGAAGUGCAACAUGAGUUCUAAUGACAAUGACAGCAACGAAAUAAAAACCUCAGUUGAAAGUAUUAAUAGUGGCAUGGGACACAUGAUUAUGAUGGAACCCUAUUCGACAGUUGACGUAGAGAAAAAAAUGAAAGAAGCGGAAAGCACCACGCAAAAGUGUAUCCAAGUGGAUGAUCAGGGAAAAGCAGAAAAUGGAAAUAACCCAAUCAACCGGCACGAUUGUGCAGUUGAUAUUGAAAGUGAUGCUAUGAUUGGAAAGGAAGCUAUGAUUGGAAAGGAAGCUAUGAUUGGAAAGGAUGCUAUGAUUGGAAAGGAUGCUAUGAUUGGAAAGGAUGCUAUGAUUGGAAGUGAGGCUAGAACCUGGAUCGAUCGUUCUGAAGGGCCUCCCCCGGGGAACGCGAGGAACUGCUACUACCAUACAUUGGAACAACCCAUAAAUGCAUUAGACAUAAACGAAUAUUUCAAACCGGAAAAUUACAUGAACGAUGAUUUUAAAAAGAAAAACUGUCGAAUCAUUAAGAGGUUACUAUGGGGAGAGUUAUUUGAGGAAAAAAAAAAAAAAAUAAGAAAAAAUUCUCCUUAUGGGAAAUUAAAGACUUGGGAUUUGAAAUGUGUAAUAGUUAAAGGAGGAGAUGAUCUAAGACAAGAACUUUUGGCUUCUCAACUCAUACGACAAUUCAAAAUUAUAUUUGAAAAUGCUGGUUUACCUCUAUGGUUACGUCCAUAUGAAAUCUUAGUUACAGGUGCCAAUUCUGGAAUUAUUGAAUAUGUUAAUGAUACCUGUUCAGUUGAUUCACUUAAGAGGAAGUUUGGAACAGACAGCAUUUCCACAAUCUUCAAUGUCGUCUUUGCUGAUUACAUAUUCGAAGCCAAGAAGAAUUUCAUCGAGAGUCAUGCCGCGUACUCACUAAUCUCGUACCUCCUCCAGGUAAAGGAUAGACACAAUGGAAACAUGUUAUUAGAUUCUGAAGGACAUUUAAUACACAUAGAUUACGGGUUCAUGUUGACAAAUUCUCCAGGAAAUGUAAAUUUUGAAACUUCGCCAUUUAAGCUAACCCAAGAAUACCUAGAUAUUAUGGAUGGUGAAAAUUCAGAGAACUACGAGUAUUUCAGAAGACUCAUUGUUAGUGGAUUUUUGGAAGCGCGAAAACAUUCAGAGGAAAUAAUUCUCUUUGUCGAAUUGAUGAUGCCAGCUUUAAAAAUUCCCUGUUUUACUAACGGCGCUCAGUUUUGCAUUGAUUCCCUAAAAGAGCGUUUCAUGACAAACCUUGCUGUAGAUGUGUGCAUCCGUCGAAUCAAUGGAUUAAUAGAAUCUUCUAUCAACAAUUUUAGAAGUAUCCAAUAUGACUAUUUCCAAAGAAUAACAAAUGGAAUAAUGUAA
This is a messenger RNA of Plasmodium gonderi, 5217 nucleotides long. RefSeq names its product phosphatidylinositol 4-kinase. Gene Ontology annotation, molecular function: 1-phosphatidylinositol 4-kinase activity. Gene Ontology annotation, cellular component: membrane; cytoplasm. The record is from RefSeq and is a predicted model, not a curated record. Gene Ontology annotation, biological process: phosphatidylinositol-mediated signaling; phosphatidylinositol phosphate biosynthetic process. The coding region runs from base 1 to 5217 and encodes 1738 amino acids. NCBI's taxonomy places the organism in Eukaryota, Apicomplexa, Aconoidasida, Haemosporida, Plasmodiidae. The transcript is spliced from 4 exons.